AUGGCCGUCAACGAGAUCUACCAAUACUCGCUGGUCAAUGCCCUCAUGUCCGGCGUCUCGGACAGCGGCAUCACCGUGUCCCAACUGCUGCAAAAGGGGAACCAGGGCCUGGGCACCUUCGUGCGCAUGGACGGCGAGCUGCUGCUGCUAGACGGCGCCGUGUACCAGCUGCAGGCCGAGGGCCGGGUGCGCGUGGCCGACGCGCACGACCAGAUCCCCUACGCGGCCGCCACGCACUUCCGCUCGCAGCAGACGGUCGCGGUCGCGCUGGAGACCAAGGACGCGGUCGACGCCGUGCUGGAGCGGUUCAACGACCACGCGAGCAACCUGUUCAUGGCGUACCGCGUCGAGGGCCUGUUUCGGCGCCUCAAGUGUCGCACCGUCAAGGGACAGGAGUACGACGGGCAGCCGCUGAGCGAGCUGGGCAAGAACCAGUUCGUGGCCGAGUAUCGCGACGUCGAGGGCACCAUCGUGGGAUUCCGCUCGCCGGCCGCGUGGCAGGGCUUCUUCGUGGCCGGCGAGCAUAUGCACUUCAUUGACAAGGACCGGAAGAUCGGGGGCCACGUGCUGGAACUCCAGGCCGACAAGGUCAACAUGGGCAUCGCCACGGUGAACAACGUCCACAUUGAACUGCCCACCUCCGACAAGUUCAACGCGGCCGUCAUGUCGACCGACGAUAUGGGAUUGAAGUCGGUGGAAGGGUAG
Molecule: messenger RNA, 705 nt
Organism: Fonsecaea erecta
Lineage: Eukaryota; Fungi; Ascomycota; Eurotiomycetes; Chaetothyriales; Herpotrichiellaceae
Product: alpha-acetolactate decarboxylase
Exons: 2
Coding region: 1-705 (234 amino acids)
Biological process (GO): acetoin biosynthetic process
Molecular function (GO): acetolactate decarboxylase activity
Source: RefSeq, a predicted model, not a curated record